Trichoderma asperellum CBS 433.97 is the source of this 768-nucleotide messenger RNA. The record is from RefSeq and is a predicted model, not a curated record. NCBI's taxonomy places the organism in Eukaryota, Fungi, Ascomycota, Sordariomycetes, Hypocreales, Hypocreaceae.
AUGUCUGCCAUGCCCGCCUCUCACGGCCACAGCGCCGCCUGCUGCAACAUCCCUCCAAUUGUGUCCAAAGGAUACAAGCCCAAGGGCUCAUACGAGGAAAUCGGUGGCUACAAGACAUAUGUCACUGGCCCCGCCGACGCUACCAAGGCCAUUGUCGUUGUCUAUGACAUCUUUGGCUACUUUGACCAGACCGUCCAAGGUGCCGACAUCCUCGCCUUCAGCGACGAACAUCAGAAGUAUAAGGUGUUCAUGCCCGACUGGUUCAAGGGCAAGCCCUGCCCCAUUGAGUACUACCCUCCUGAUACCCCGGAGAAGCAAAAGGCCCUGGGCGAAUUCUUUGCCACUUUCCCUCCUCCCAAGAUUGCUGGUUAUGUUCCAGAGUACGUGGAUGCCGUCAAGGCUCACAGCCCGUCAGUUUCCAAGUUAGCCAUGCUGGGUUACUGCUGGGGCGGCAAAGUCGUUGCCCUCACCGUCAAGGCUCCCACCAACCCCUUCGCAGCCGCCGCGGCCGCCCAUCCCGCCAUGGUCGACCCGGCCGACGCCGAGGGCCUCACCGUCCCUUUUGCCCUGCUGGCAUCUAAGGACGAGGAUGUCACGGCUGUCAAGCAGUUCGAAGAGGCGCUCAAAGUCCCUCACCACGUCGAGACUUUUGCGGACCAGAUCCAUGGCUGGAUGGCCGCGCGUUCCGACCUGACGAAUGACCGUGUCAAAGAGGAGUAUGAAAGGGGAUACAAGACGCUUUUGGAAUUUUUUGGUAAGCAAUUGUAA